This is a messenger RNA of Epinephelus fuscoguttatus (brown-marbled grouper), 6313 nucleotides long. It is a transcript of the gene txlng, whose product is annotated as taxilin gamma. Gene Ontology annotation, molecular function: syntaxin binding. Gene Ontology annotation, biological process: regulation of cell cycle. Lineage: Eukaryota; Metazoa; Chordata; Actinopteri; Perciformes; Serranidae. The record is from RefSeq and is a predicted model, not a curated record. The transcript has 11 exons. The coding region runs from base 79 to 1551 and encodes 490 amino acids.
ACACGGACAGUCCCAGGUAGCUUGAUAACUGUGUCCUGCUACCAUCCCGUGUAAAAGCACAGCUCGUAGUCAGGACCAAUGGAGACGACAGAAGUUUGUGAGAUUGAUGUGGCGACCAGAAGAAUAGUGGGAGGCAGCGACUCUCCACCUGAACUGGACAGCCCAUGUCAGGAGGAGGUUGCGGAGUUUGGUUUGGGGUUGUGCUGCGCUGACGAGGAGAGGGGAGAAACUCCAGGCAGAGAGGACAGUCCCAGCGACCUGGUGGAGGCUGAGCUUGACCCUGGAGGAGACCUCAAGGCUGGAGAGGACAAGGCUUUUGGAAAGGAGGUUGUUCUGUUGAUGCAGGCUCUGAACUCUCUCGCCACUCCUGAGGAGAAACUAGCUGCUCUGUGCAAGAAAUAUGCAGACCUGUUGGAGGAGAGCCGCUGCAUGCAGAAGCGUCUGAAAGCCCUGCAGAAGAAGCAGUCUCAGAUAGUGAAGGAGAAGAUCCACCUGCAAGGAGAACACAGCAAGGCCAUCCUGGCCCGCAGCAAGCUGGAGAGUCUCUGUCGGGAGCUGCAGAGACACAACAAGACACUGAAGGAGGAAAACGCCCAGCGGUCCAGGGAGUAUGAGGAGCAGCGGAAGGAGGCCAUGCUGCACUUCCAGAUGACCUUGAGCGAUAUCGAGGUGCAGAUGGAGCAGCACAGCUCCCACAACACCAAGCUGAGGCAGGAGAACAUGGAGCUGGCCGAGAAGCUGAAAAAGCUCAUCGAGCAGUACGAGCUGCGAGAGGAGCACAUAGACAAGGUGUUCAAGCACAAGGAGCUGCAGCAGCAGCUGAUGGACGCGAAGCUGCAGAGAAUCACCGAGAUGAUGAAAGAAGUCGAGGAGAAGCAGCAAAGAGAGAGAGACUUUCUGCUGAAGGACGCCACGGAGUCCAGACACAAGUGUGAGCUGAUGAAGGAGCAAGAAACACAGCUCAAACAACAGCUCUCCCUGUACAUGGACAAGUUUGAGGAGUUUCAGAGCACUCUGGCUAAAAGCAACGAGGUCUUCACCACUUUCAGACAAGAGAUGGAGAAGAUGACCAAGAAGAUCAAGAAGCUGGAGAAGGAGACGACACAGUGGAGGACCAAAUGGGAGAGUAACAACCAGGCUCUGCUGCAGAUGGCCGAGGAGAAAACUCUUCGUGACGGCCACUUCAAGGCUCUGCAGGGGAAGCUGGAGCUGCUGGAGAGGCUGUGCAGAGCCCUGCAGAAGGAGAGGAACGACCUCAACAACCAGCUCAGCCUCCUCCAGGAGCAGGGAGACAAAGGGACCACAGCGCCUCCUGAAGCCCAGCCAAGGGAGCCCUCCAAUGGGGAGGAAGACGAGGACGAGGUGGAGGAGGAGGAAGACGAGGAGGGCUUGGCGCAGGGUGACGAGCUGGAGACGGAGGGCGUCCACCAAGCUCCCAGACCACCUGAACUGGACCCCACGACGGCUGCUACUGACAAAACCACUACUGCGACGACGACGACGACGACGACCAGCCAGCCUGCAGAAGCACCGCCCUCACAGCAGGACUGAACGAGCCUACACCGCCCGAGUGUGUAGGUGAGACGGGUGUGAUCGGAGGGCUCCACACACCUCCAGCCUAGUUCCAUAACUAGCCAGAGAAACUAUCUGCAAUGGGGAUAGAGAUUUCUUUUCUUUUUUUAAUCCUAGACUUGCCUCUCCAGGUUUCUAAACAGAAACUGAACCCAUAUCAUUUUUUUUUGUGCGAUAGUUAAAGAAGAAUAAAAUGAUUGUAUCGAGGAUUCUAUUCUAAAACUUUGCCCACGUUUUACAUUGGUUGUAAUAAUUGGCUUUGUGGCGAGCACUUGGUACUCCCUGUUUUCUACCAUAACUGUAUUUUCAUAGGAAAGUCUCGUGCAAAUUGAAGCAAGUCAAAGUCAAAUUGGCCUUUUAUUUCUCUCUUCACAUGGUCUCUCCCUGUAGUGUCACAUGUCUCACUGGAAAUUCUAGUUUGAUUAAAUUGAAAAGUGGGUUUAUCACGUGCAUAUUGUCGCAGGUCACUUUGUAUUAACGUAGCCUUACUGUCGGCAUGUGAUCUGGAAAACUGGAGGAGGAAAUGGGACAGUGUAGAGUCAGAGUCGGGCUUAUUUGACAUCCAUCUUGGCCACAGGGUAUUGAAUAUAUUUUUUGAUCAUGUUUUAAUUUUCUUGAUUAGAGCAGAAAGUGUCGCAGCAAAAUGAACCUUGUGCAAUAGAUGGUGCUGGUUUAAAGCUCUGAAACAGCGACAACUUGUGAGACAGUUGGUGAGCAACUUCGGCUGUCGAGCUCAACUACAACAUGCUAACUAGCUGGCAACAUGCUCGCUAAUUGCCAAUUAGUAUGCUAGCAAGUAGGGCUGUCACUUUAUCUGAAAAAAUACAAUAAUAGAUUUAUAAUAAUCAGUUUGAAUUCAAAAUUUUGAAGCGUGUUAUCCCAGCAGGCCACGUUUAGCACUCUGACCCAGACAUGACCUGUUGGUAAAGUGUGGAGGCAAAUUUGAGAAUUUGCAUUCAACACCAGAGACAGAACACUUGUGGUCAAAAGCUAAACAUCACCAUAGCUACAAUGAAACACAGCCCUUGAUUCAAGGAGGCGCCGCACAUGAAAAACAUACAGUAAUAACUUGAUCAUGACUUUUGGAAAUUGUGACAGCGCCAUUAGCUCGUUUGGUUGCCAACUCAUGGACGUAUAAACAGAAGUAGAUACAGUAUUAGCAGAAGGGCCCGGGUAACUGCUAUGAAAGUUUCCCAAUGGCACAUGAAGCCAAACAUUUCUGCUUAACCUGGAUGAUCGGCACUGUUUCCACACCGUUUGGCCCGUAGAGCAGCCUGCUUUCAGUUUAGUGCUUUGUUGCCACUACGAACAUUGGCUUCAAAUCUCAGUGCACCUCAGUGUACCUCCUGGGGGGGUCUGUGCUAACCGGAGAAAAGGCUAACGGUAAAAUUACUUGAAUGAUCGGCACCGUUUGAGCUGCCUACUUCUGGUCCAGCACUUUGUUAACUUGAAUGUGGAUAAAAUUAUUUAAUCAUGCGGCUCAUCUAGACUUUCCAAAUGUUAUUGGACCGAAAGGACGCUCCAAAAAAAAUGUAUCCACCGAUGUACAGAUGUCUCUUUUGCCACGUAAGUCUAUGGGAAAAGUAUUUUUGUGCCCCUUCCUGGGAGCCUGUGCUAACCAGACAAAAAGUUAGCAGUUUACUUGAGAUAUAUUUAUAGCAUUAACUCACGCAAACCACAUCUCCUCUAGAGCGUUUUAUUGUCUGGAAAACGCUUCCUCUGUUUGGACUGUGGUUCUCUAAGUCGAACUCUAAAACAAUUGGCUUUUAUAAAUGCUCACCUGACCGGGCUUGGUGUCAAAUCAAGCCUCAGAAAUAGCCACCUCUGCACAUCAGUUUUAGGUAAAUUAUAGCUUCAACAGUUGACCACAAGAUAAUGAGUCCACCUUUGCAAAAUUCAGAUUUUACAGGUGGUGUUAAGGCCACUGGUGAUGAGAAAGCUGAAAUAUUUUGAGAGUAAAAUUGUAAUUUUGAAGAGAAAAAAGUCAUAUUUCAAGAAGUGUAACUUUGCAACUUUGUAACUUAUAUUUUGAUCAACGAAUGUGGAAGACUGAUUAAAUCAGAGGACAUGUUCUUGCAAUAUUACAACUUUAAAUUGUCUCCCUGCACUCGAGGGAUUUACAGGAAACGAUUCAGCAUGUUCUGGAUUCAAUGCAGAACAAAACCCAGUGCGACGUCCAUUAGAUCUAAUCUGCAAGUCAACAUUUAAUCUUGAGUUUAACAGGUCUGUACUAGCUAAUGUUGUUGAGCGUCCUCUGUAACAAAAUGCCUUUUAACACGAGUUGCUCCUCCUCAGCUGUAACUCAUACUUGAAGGGUGUAUGCUGCCCCAGUGGUCGAUUUGUGCGUCACUUUGAACAGGACUCUCUGGUAGGUGUUGUUACAGCUCACCUGUUACUGCAGGUGUCACCAAUUUGACCAGGACUGAAAUCGUAAGCAUUAGAAGUUGGGUUUGAUCAUUUAAUCUCCCAUUUAACCUUUUUUUUGUUUGUGUCUCUGUGAGGAAACAUAACGAGGGAUAAUACGGGAACUAGAAAAACAUGAAAGCUCAGCGAUUGUCUGCGUGCAAAAUGUGUUACUUGAUUUUAAAAUGCAUUUCAGUUAUCCACUUUUUAAUGAACCGUAUCAUUUGAUUUCCGUACAGUCAGCUCAACAGGGUGUACAGACAAGAGCCGAGUCAGGAGUUCUGACACACAGUUCGUCCACUGGCAAAUUAUUUUCUGUAAAUUAUGUUAGAGAACAUCAGAAUAAUGAGCCUCGACGUCUUUGACACUUUAUACUGGAAGAAGAUUGAAUGUGAUUUUUCUUUUCUAAUGCAUUUAAAUAAAAAGAUUUGAUUUCCAUCAGCGAUGCAUAUCAACAGCAGCUGCAGCUGUUACUGUACACGAGGAAACUCGUCAGUGUGUGUAGACACCUCAAACAGUGAAUGUAGGGAAUCAGUUGUCGGCAGUGUCAAGCUGAGCUGUGGAUCUUGAAACUGGCAGCGUUAAUAGAAGCCCCUCAAAUAGAAAUUAAGGUACACAUUUGCACCCCCCUGUGUAUUUUACCUUUUGUCACUACAGUUUUGUUUUUUAAUUUGGGGCACUUCUGUCACCCCCAAAUGACUUUUGUGUAACGAUUAACCACCCCAUUACAUUGAAUUCAUGAACAAAACGUUUCUCUCGUGAGGGAAGAAUCCAAAAACAGAAAAUUAUCUCGUUAUAAACUGCAAAACUAUUUUGAAACAUUUGUUAACAAACUCUCAAGUCCCAUUUAUCCAGUCGCAUGCUCAGUAUCUCCCAAGCAGACUGCGGUUUCCAACAGGGAACUGAAACAUAUUUAUGUUCUCUUCAAAGCCAGACUCCAUUGACAAAUAUAUAAUUUUACCUUGCUGAACACAGGAGCUGCUGGUGUAGUGUCAUUUGGCACCACGGCUGCAUGAAGGGGCGAAGCUGUCCUCCACAUUCUGUGUGCGGUCCUAAUCCUCCUCCUCUUCGUCAUCAUCAUCCACCUGAAUAUUAACUAUCUGACCUGUUGAAAGUAGCUGUCUGAGUUACGAAAUGAUCCUGUGCGUCCCGUUCCUCUAUUGUGGCGCAGCUGUGUCCCACCGCCACAUUUUCUUCACUGAUUCUUGAUCGAAAGUCUCCAAAGGCUCUGACGGAGGUGAAAAACUCAGUGUGCAAACAUGAUUAACACAACGUCAGAUUUGUUUCUGGAUGUGCAACAAUUUUAGACCAAAAAAAAAACAGACUCGGUGCACAAAGACCUUUGAAUUAUCUCAGUUUUUGGAUUCUUCGUUUCACUGUUGGGGCAGAAGUUUUCUUUAUGAAUUCCCCCGUAUAACACAGGGUGAGUAACUCAUGUACAAAUGGUCAUUUUGGGGAUGACGUAUUACUUUAACCCUGCUCGCUCCACUACCUAAGCAACAGCUGAUACUGCAGCUACUGUUCCACAACAGAUCCGAAAUCUUGAAUACAGGAGUUAACUCUCGGUGCAGAGUGAUCUGCUCACCCCGUUAUUGCUUCAUCUGCAUCUGUAGUUUGAAUCCCUUAUUUGUGGGUACAAGGCUGAUCCAUGGUGUGCACCUUUUUUGCCGUCUAUUCUCUUUGGGAUCUCGUACGCAGCGGGAAAGAAAAUUGCUUGACUUAAAGUGUAGUGGUGAAGAACCAGAUUCCCUCAGCACUGUUUAAUUUGUUGUUCCGGCCAUUCUUUCCUCAAGUGGCUCCUUUUUAACUCAGUAUAUUGUAAAGACGGUGAGAAUCACAGGGGUGAUACAAGACAUAAUGUUCCUUUACAAAUGUAACAGUGCGACUUGAAGUAACGUCCUCGAAGACGUCGCCUUGCAGUCUGAUUGAUUCUAUCUGUGACGUCUCCUGGUCUUUUCCACGUUUCUCCUCCUCAUGGAUCUAUCUUCACAUUUAAAUACUAAACUGAUGUAAACACGUACAGGGUCAGGUGGUGUGUGCAUAACUUUCUUUCGGGUGGAGGACAGGUGUAGUCCAAGGGAGCCGAGGGAAGACUUUUCAGCAUCUGUUUCCUCUUUCUUUGGCGUUGCCCCAGAUUGACUCUCAGGUAAUGUCAGAAUCUACCUCUGCAGGUGAGACUAACUGUGAAAGAAGAGGCAUGAGUCACCAUAGCUUCGGAGAGCUCUAUUUUUACUAAAUAAAGAAAAAAAAAAGAUGAGCCCACACCCCCUCUUUGAUUGUACAAUGUUCUUAUAGUCCUGUCUUGCUUUUCAAUAAACAUUUUGUAGAAUUUGCAAAA